Molecule: messenger RNA, 2900 nt
Organism: Chelmon rostratus (copperband butterflyfish)
Lineage: Eukaryota; Metazoa; Chordata; Actinopteri; Chaetodontiformes; Chaetodontidae
Product: CDKN2A interacting protein
Exons: 4
Coding region: 288-1250 (320 amino acids)
Cellular component (GO): nucleolus; nucleoplasm
Source: RefSeq, a predicted model, not a curated record
GUAGUUACAAGCUAGUUGAAAUUAAUACUCCACACGAUUGUACAAGCUAAGAAUAUCACGUAACUCGCAUUAUUUUGUAAUGCUCGACAGCAUUAAAUUAUUAUCAGCGUGGUUUCAAGUAGAGCCGUUGUGAGUGGGCUAGUCGUUUGUCUUAACGUAAAUUGCUAGAUUCAGCUUGUUUGUGGCACUCUAGAAAACAAUAACUGCCUAUCCUAACAACGCCAUUAUCAAUCAAGUGAGCAAUAAAACACCAGUUGUAUGCCGUCUAAAAACGCCAACUAGUAGGGAUGGCGGGGGAGAGGAGCGGAGAGGACAUAGUUUCUGAAUACCUGGGCCAGAACCCGCAGCUGGCCCAAUGGGUCGACACUUUCAGGGGCUACUGUGAGACUAAUAAACAGUGGUUUGCUCGGAGAGAGUUCAUCCUGAGGAACAUGGAGGCUUUCCCUACUGUGGAGCCCGGAGUCCCCAGCAGCAGUCUGGACAGGCUGCUCUCUCUGUCCAUGGUGUGGGCCAAUCACGUUUUCCUGGGCUGCAGCUAUCCACAGGCUGUAAUGGACAAGAUCAAGGAGAUGAGUGAAGGGAUAGUUGUGGAAGAUGCCCCCGUUCACAGAACAACAAUGGAUGGAGUCAUGGCCAAAGGAAAGCGGGGUGCCACAACUGAGGGCGAUGCUGACAGCUGUGUGAAAAGAGCCAAAUGUGGGCCUAAUGAGCUUGACAGUCGACCUGCUGGGAGGACAGCUACGUGGCCUGCGGGUCAGAAAUCAGGACCGCUUCCACAGGCUCCAGCAGAGCACCAGCCCUUCUUCAACCGCCUCUACAAGGCAGUGGCCUGGAAGUUGGUGUCAGCAGGGGGCUUCGGUCCCAACUUGGACCAUUUCGAAAUACUUCGUAGCUGUGUAGAGUCAUGUAAACAGACCCUGGCCUGUGUGUUUGUGCCACUGAAAGACAUUACGGGCCUCCCCGCAGGUCGCACACAGAAGGAAGGCCACGUGUGUGAGAUUCGCUGUCAGACUGUUUACAUGGGGACAGGAUACGGGCGUGAUGAGUCCGCUGCCAAAGCCAUGGCUUCCAAAGAGGCCCUAAAAGUCUUUCAGGGGCGAAAAGUGACAGUAAAGAUCUGCAGACGGAGGUACAAAGGGAAAGAUGUGGAGGAUUUGAUGUUGUUGGACGAACAGCCUCGGAAUCAGGGCUUUCCCCCCGCACUCAGCUACCCUUUUCAGGACGAGCAGCUGGAAGAUGGUUCUUCAUAGAACAGACAACUUGUGAAAUUUGCCCUGCUGUGAUGCCUGGCGGGAGCACGGAGAAGUGACGGUUACUUAAUGGAGCUACUGAAGAAAUUUAUGAGCGUGUCGGGACCAGACUGUUCGUAACUAGACUUUGGAAUCUUGAUGCAUUUCCAACAAUACUUGCAGGUGACAUUAGAAUAUCUGGGAAAUAUCACUAAAACAACAACAAUGAGUCGGAUACUGUACUGAUUACAUUUUCAACCGCUUUCAGUUUUAUAGACAGAAAACAGUGUAAUAAAGUGUGUGGAGUGCCAUCAUUUAAAAGUCAAACAGCCAUAAACUGGCAAAAAGCUCAACUUCCAGAAGGCAGAACAGUGAAAACAGAACAGAGAGUUACAUCAAAAUGCCACCUUUAGUGCUGUAGGAGAAUGUGUUGCGUUAUAUUGAUGUGAUUACAUGUUCCAGCAAAAUGAAAAAAAAAGGUUUUGGCCGUAACAUCAUAUUUGGACCAGCCUGUUUAUGUUUCCCUUUUGUUCAUUCCUGUUGUGACAGGUUUUAUUCUGCAGGGUUAACGAGUGUAACUGCGUACAGUCACACCUACGGUUAGUUUUAUUUUCACCAAACUAUAUUUCAUAACCUGACUUCGAUGCUUUUUGUUGCUCUGGAUUCCCACUGUUCAGUUCCAAGGGAAACAGAAGUCACGUGGACAAACCAAUGACUUUUCUCUUUACAGUUUUGAUUUUGGCAGCUGGAUGCAGUUAAAACUAAACUAACUAGCGAGUAUUGUAUAAAUCCAGACAUUGUUUUGGUAUUUCAGUUUUUUCAACCAUAAGUGACUGUUGGAUGUCAGAUAUCAAUAAUUAUUGUUCCCAUUGUGCCAUUAACCUUUGCAAUUCUCCAAUGAGAAAUGCGUUCUCAUUUCUAACGACCCACAUUUUAGUUGUUCUACAGCAGGACUGGACCUUGCUGAAGUUAUGUGAUCGAACCUUUAUGUAAUUCUCAUUUUUCUUACUUAUCCAGCAAAAUGUAACUUAAGUAGUAAAAAUUCCUACGUUUAUGCAAACUGCUCCAAACAUUGUUGGUUUGAUGGUGACCCGAGGUGUUAACAAGAGCUCCAGUCAGUCCAGCUCUUCAUUAAAAAAAAAAAGUUCAGCUGUAAUCUGCAAAGCCGUGAUUUUAAUAUGAAAUCAUUUCUACUAACAAAUUAAUGUGACAAGGAACUGAGUGAAGGUUUGAGUUUUUUUCUGACAGUAUGCAGGAUGUUUAAGGAGAAAUUGAGGGGUACUUCACAGGUUUGGGCUUUUGUGUUCUUCUCAAAUACUUGGGCAACUACAGUAUCUGUUCUACUGUACGCAGAAGUACUGACGGCUUAUAUUUUCAUUGAUUUUUUUAAUCUCACUGACUAAAAACCACUUAGACCCACACGAUGUUGAAAAUACUGGGGUGUCGUGAUGAAUAAAAUUCCUUGGAUCACAGUUAGAUACAGCAUGUACAGUUAUGACAUGUUUGAGGGUAAAGUGCUGCUGUGAUGUGUGCUUUUUUUAUUCUUUUCUUCUGGGUUGAAGGUGAACAGGGUUGCAUUGAAGUGUGAGUACCCACACUGUUCCAUGUUACUGUAUGUUUACACCAGUGGUCCUGUUUCUAUAUUUUUUAAAUAAAGAUAAUUUAACUGAG